Molecule: messenger RNA, 1203 nt
Organism: Saccostrea echinata
Lineage: Eukaryota; Metazoa; Mollusca; Bivalvia; Ostreida; Ostreidae
Product: acetylcholine receptor subunit beta-type unc-29-like
Exons: 1
Coding region: 1-1203 (400 amino acids)
Biological process (GO): monoatomic ion transmembrane transport; chemical synaptic transmission; regulation of membrane potential
Cellular component (GO): neuron projection; membrane; synapse
Molecular function (GO): neurotransmitter receptor activity; extracellular ligand-gated monoatomic ion channel activity; transmembrane signaling receptor activity
Source: RefSeq, a predicted model, not a curated record
AUGGAGAGCAUUCGUUUCAACACCAGAUUACUUUUGUGUUUAUGCAUUCUUUAUUCCACAUAUUCUUACAAUGUUACCGACGAGGACCUACUUUUCAAAGAUCUGUUUACAAACUACAAUAAAGAACUUCGUGCUGGAAAUGAUAGGGACUAUCCGUUGAACGUGUCUAUGUCUUUCUAUCUUUUUGCAAUAAAGGAAUUCGAUGAAGCUACCAGCAAAUUCACAGUUAAUGGUGUGUUUGUGACAACAUGGCGCGAUGAGAGAUUAUCCUGGGACCCUACUAACUAUAACAACAUAACAAGAACGCUUAUGUCUCAGGACAAGAUAUGGCUACCGAAUUUAGUGAGCACAAAUCCUUUCGAAGACAUAUAUGGUUUGGGAAGUAGUCUUGUUAAAAUAUAUCUGUAUUAUGAUGGAUCUUGUGUAUGGACAACCAUGCAGUCUUUUGAAGUCAUCUGUGACGCAGACGUGACAAAUUAUCCUUUUGAUAAGCAGUACUGCUCACUCAAUUUUGUUUCCUACGGUUACGGAGAAGAAUGGAUGAAGGUUACCUUUACAAGUUCUAAGAUUCUUCUAACACAAUAUCAAGAAAGUGGAUUAUGGGAUAUUGAAGACACGGCAACGUUUUCUCGAAUAGCCAAUGGCUUAACAGAAGUUGUGGUAGGACUGAAUUUAAAACGAAGGUCGGCUUACUAUAUAGCGGGCCUUGUUCUACCUAUGACCAUUGUGGCAAUAUUGCAAUCAUUUGUUUUUCUGCUCCCAAAUGAUUCAGGUGAGAGAGUGGGUUUUUCUGUGACAGUACUUCUGGCCAGCGUUGUUUUCCUGACAAUUAUUCAAGAAAAACUUCCCGAGUCCUCUGAACCAAACAUAUCUAUACUUGGGUUCCUCCUGUUUGGUUAUGUCUCUUUAGGAGUUCUCGUUACGUUGUGUGUAAUUCUCAGUUCCAACAUGCACAUGUAUGAAGAAUCGAAACCCGUACCAGCUUGGCUGAGAGUUCUCUUUUGCUUAAAAAGAAACAAAGUUGAUGAAGAUUUUUCAACCGGAAGUACAAUACGGGUCGCAUCUAAAGAAGAGUCAAGGGAUGAAGAGUCAAUAUCAAGCUCGUGGAAAGAUGUAGCAAAAGCUUUUGAUAGAUACUGCUUCAUCUCUUCCUUGUCUCUUUAUGCACUUCAGUUUGUUAUCUACUUUGCAAUAGUUUUAUAA